Messenger RNA from Pisolithus orientalis, 459 nucleotides. RefSeq lists its product as uncharacterized. The record is from RefSeq and is a predicted model, not a curated record. NCBI's taxonomy places the organism in Eukaryota, Fungi, Basidiomycota, Agaricomycetes, Boletales, Pisolithaceae. The annotation marks the transcript as partial. The transcript has a single exon.
CAAUUUUGUCUUGUCUCACUCAGACACAAGUUCUCAUGGGCAUGGAGCGAUACUUGUUGCAUCGAUAAAGACAGCAGCGCAGAGCUUCAAGAAGCUAUAGGAUCCAUGUUUUCUUGGUAUCAUCGAUCAUCCCUGACAAUUGUUUACCUGUCUGAUGUCUCCGACACCGGCUCACUAGCUGGCAGUAUCCGGUUCAAGCGCAGGUGGACACUUCAGGAAUUACUGGCUUCACGCGCCUUGUUCUAUAUGCAGGACUGGUCACCCAGCAUGAACUCUGAUGCCAGAAACCAUAAAACAGACCCCAGUAUGCUCGAAGUACUCGAAAAGGCAACGGGAGUAGUGGCGUGGUAUCUUGAAGACUUCUCUCCAGGUAUGGAUGAUGCACGAUCGAAAGUCCGCUGGGCAUCUGGCCGUUCUACCACCCGACCUGAAGACGCUGCCUAUCCUCUUUUCGGAAUU